Prosopis cineraria is the source of this 1036-nucleotide messenger RNA. RefSeq lists its product as uncharacterized. The record is from RefSeq and is a predicted model, not a curated record. Bases 128 to 742 code for a protein of 204 amino acids. The transcript has a single exon. Lineage: Eukaryota; Viridiplantae; Streptophyta; Magnoliopsida; Fabales; Fabaceae.
AGGUUUGCGAAACCAGUGAGCCGACCCCGGCCUAUUAGGGAAACAGGAGAGAAAAGUGCUCCCUCCCUACAUUUCUCUCUAUUCAUAUUUAAUUCUCUUUUUCUGGAACACCUAAAGAUCUGUGAAAAUGGCGGCACCUACAAGAAAUUCACGCGCACCAGUGCUCCGAUCUCUCUCUCCGUCCGGCAGGUUCUGCAAUUCUCGCUAUUCGUCGCCUCCUGUUCAUCCGCUGCUUUUGCUUCCUAUAGCUCAAGCUUUUCUUCUCGCUCCACAACCUUCUUGCCCCCGCUCUACUUCUCCCACACGUGUCAACCUCUGCGGUUCUUCUGCUGCCUCCGCUCCAUCCGUUCGGCUCUCUGUGGACCGUUCCAACUCUCUGAAUCGGUCUAUCUCCGUCACUCCUCGGUCCGGCUCCGCAAACGGCAGCAAAGUGGUCAAGAAACCGAGCCAGCAGAAGCGAACCUGCUUGUGCUCCCCGACCACGCACCCUGGCUCCUUUCGAUGCAGCCUUCACAAGGCCUUUGCCUCUCGCUCGGUGGCGCCGUACUCUCCGAACAAGCUCAAUGCGCGUAGAUCAGCGAUGACGAACUCGCUCGUGGGAAUCUGCGGCGUUGACGGAAAUCUGGUGAACAGAGCCUUGUCGGCGAUGAUUCGCCCGUCGUCGCAUCAGCAAAGGAGGCGCGCCGAUUUCCAGCCGAGGCCGAGUAGGCUAUCGGUUAUGUCUAAAGCUGAAGGUUCGUGAGGUGCAUUUUGUGUCUGGUUUGUAUUUUUGAUCAAGCUGAGUUCCCUGGCGAGGUAGCGCCCGGCCUGACGACCGGUGAGGACGUCGGCGACAGCAGCUGCGGCAGUUGAUGAGUUAAACUCCUGUGAAAUGGUUGGAGAUCUGACCGCUGUGAUGGCAAUUCGGAUUGGACUUGGUUUUUUGGUUCUCCGGAUAGGGAAAUCCGAUCGAUGAUUAAUGAUAAUCUUCUCACGCGAGCGUGUAUAUAACUAUAUAUAUAGAACUUCUAUGAAUCACUGGCUGCCGUUUUGGCAA